Rhineura floridana is the source of this 5622-nucleotide messenger RNA. It is a transcript of the gene FLRT2, whose product is annotated as fibronectin leucine rich transmembrane protein 2. The record is from RefSeq and is a predicted model, not a curated record. The transcript has 2 exons. Gene Ontology annotation, molecular function: protein binding. The coding region runs from base 1195 to 3180 and encodes 661 amino acids. Lineage: Eukaryota; Metazoa; Chordata; Lepidosauria; Squamata; Rhineuridae.
CAUUACAGGGAAGAUCAACCUGCGAAGCCCAGGCUCUGAAAGCAGGCGCUGGACUUUUGUGAGCCAAGAGGUUGCAACACGCGCGCAGGCACACAUCCGCCGGCACAUCUGCAUGUGUUGGACGCCUCUGGCGACUUCUCCGGGUCCUGCCUGCCUGCGCUUCCUCCUCCCCCGCCCCCCCGUGAUCUGCUCUCUCCUCCUGAGCUCUGAAGACCGACAGAAAAAACUGUGGGCUGCAGGCUUGUUGGGCUGGCUCCUUUACCGGCCGCCUCCGUUGCCUGGAGUUUGACUGCGCCUCUCUCUUCUCCCUGGGCGGUGAGGGCGAGAGCCGGGGCGAAAGCGUGCGCGCGUGUCUUUGCUCUUGCAUUUUUGGGGAUGCUGGAGCCCCGGGCUGCGCGCUGGAGGCGAAAGGGGGAGGAUGUUGCCGCUGCCUCGUAAGAGAGGAAGGCGAAGGAAAGUGGAGGGGUCGCUCCGAAGAGCGGCGGCGGCAGGAGCAGGCGGCGGCGGCCCCAGAGGCCAGCGCCACCAGCAACCUGCGGGCAAGAGGAGGAGGGGAGGACCCCACCGCGGCCAGGUGGCGAUCCCGGCUGCAUUUCUCCGCCGCGUUGGAUCCCGCACGAGGCCACGGCCACCGCCGCGCAGGAGGCGAAGGUGCUGUUGCUCCUGCUGCAGCGGCUGCCAAAGUUUGGUCGCCCUCGGCCUCGUCCGUAGGGGGGGCAAAGGCGCCCCAGGGAUUAUGAGCAUCAGUGGACCACGACUCCGUCUCAACAGACCCCUUCAGAUUACUCAAAUCCAGCGUCAAGCUAAAAUGAAUGCCUUGCAGACUGAAGGAAGCUGAGGACGCUGUCACCAUUAGCACUGCAGCAAAAGGAAGUACUAAUCCAGCCGUCCUGUCUGUCUCCUGUCGACGUUUGGCACCUUGCUAUUGGCCACCUGCAAAGGACACAGUUACCUUAUCAUUCAGCAUACAUGGAGAGAGGCAACAAAAUGUGUAAUCCUGGCUAGUAAGACAGCAAGUUUCCUAGCCCAAGUGAGAGGCAGUGCAAUUAUAAAAGGAUUAUUUUGCAUAUAGCUUCUGGAACUUUACCUCUUACCCACACACAGGAGCACAGACACAGCAUCUAUUUUCAUUCUUAAAUUCUUUUUUGCUAGUAUUUUUUCCCUUUUUUCAGUAUUUUGUUUCUUCAUUUAGAAAUGGGCCCGUGGACUAGAAUGUGGCCCAUGGACAGGGCUGUUUUCUUUAAAUCGUGGUUUGUGUUUUCUCUGGGGCUUUACAUGCAGUUCUCCAAAGCUCUUGCCUGUCCAAGUGUGUGCCGCUGCGACCGGAACUUUGUCUAUUGUAAUGAGCGGAGCUUGACCUCAGUGCCUCUUGGAAUACCGGAGGGUGUAACCGUACUCUACCUCCACAAUAACCAAAUUAAUAAUGCUGGAUUUCCUGCAGAGCUGCAUAACGUCCAGUCUGUGCACACUGUCUAUCUGUAUGGCAACCAGCUGGAUGAAUUCCCCAUGAAUUUGCCCAAGAAUGUCAGAGUUCUCCACCUGCAGGAAAACAACAUCCAGACUAUUUCUCGGGCUGCUCUCGCACAGCUCUUGAAACUGGAAGAGUUGCAUCUAGAUGACAAUUCCAUCUCUACUGUAGGGGUUGAGGAUGGGGCAUUCCGGGAAGCUGUUAGCCUCAAGCUUCUAUUUUUGUCCAAGAAUCACUUAAGCAGUGUACCUGUUGGCCUUCCAGUGGACUUACAAGAACUACGAGUUGAUGAAAACCGAAUUGCCAUCAUAUCAGACAUGGCCUUCCAGAAUCUCACAAGCUUGGAACGUCUCAUAAUAGAUGGCAAUCUCCUUAACAAUAAAGGCAUUGCAGAUGGCACCUUCAGCCACCUUUCCAAACUUAAGGAAUUCUCUAUGGUACGGAAUUCACUAACAUACCCUCCCCCUGAUCUCCCAUGUACAAACCUACUUAGGCUUUAUCUACAGGACAACCAGAUAUCACACAUACCACUGUCAGCCUUUUCAAACCUCCACCAGCUGGAGCGACUUGAUAUAUCCAAUAAUCAGCUCCGGAUGCUGUCCAGAGGUGUGUUUGACAACCUUCACAACCUGAAACAACUCACAGCAAGGAAUAAUCCCUGGCUAUGUGAUUGUAGCAUUAAGUGGGUCACCGAAUGGCUCAAGUUAAUUCCUUCCUCUAUCAAUGUUCGAGGGUUCAUGUGUCAGGGGCCAGAACAUGUCCGAGGCAUGGCUGUCAGGGAGCUCAACAUGAAUAUGUUGUCAUGCCCCACAACCACCCCUGAUCUGUCAUUGGUAACCCAAGUUCCCACUACAUCCCUGCCAACCACAGUAGCCCCUACUUCACCCAUCUUUAGCCCAAGUAACAAAUACACUCCUCUUACCCCCACCGUAGCCACACUCCCCACUGUGCCUGAGAGGGACGAUGGAGAAAAAGUGACCCCUCCCAUUACCGAACAGUUUCAGCUCUUUAUCAGCAUUGUGAAUGACACUUGCAUCCAAGUCAGUUGGCAUUCCCUUUUUAAUGUGAUGGCAUACAAACUGACCUGGGUUAAAAUGGGUCACAGUCUGGAAGGAGGCAUUAUUCAGGAACGGAUAGUUAGCGACAAGAGACAGAACGUAAGCUUGGCAAGCCUAGAGCCCAAAUCCACGUAUCGGAUAUGCUUGGUCCCCUUGGAUGAUUUUAAUAAUUACCGAGUUGGCGAGGACACUGUCUGUUCUGAAGGCACCACCAAGGCUUCUCUGUUGAGCAAUGGAAGCAACACAGCUUCCAGCCACGAACAGACAACUUCUCAUAACAUUGGCUCCCCCUUUCUCUUGGCAGGCUUGAUUGGGGGGGCAGUGGUGUUUGUGCUGGUGGUUCUGCUCAGCAUCUUCUGCUGGCACAUGCACAAAAAGGGACGCUACACCUCUCAGAAGUGGAAAUACAACCGGGGCCGACGGAAAGACGACUACUGCGAGGCAGGGACCAAGAAGGACAACUCCAUCUUGGAGAUGACAGAAACCAGCUUUCAGAUUGUCUCCUUAAAUAAUGAUCAGCUCCUUAAAGGAGAUUUCAGACUGCAGCCCAUUUAUACCCCAAAUGGGGGCAUUAACUACACAGACUGCCACAUCCCCAACAACAUGCGCUAUUGCAACAGCAGUGUCUCAGACCUGGAGCACUGUCAUACGUGAUAGUGAGGGGCUGUGGCAAGAUACCCGUGGUUAAGUGCAAAAACUCGGAGGAAACAAAACAAACCUACUCACACACACACACAAAAAUUACAUUUGAUAAAUGUUACACAGAUGCAUUUGUGCAUUUGAAUACUCUGUAAUUUAUAUGGUGUACUAUAUAAUGGAAUUUUAAAAAAGUGCUAUCUUUUCUAUUUCAAGUUAAUUGCAAACAGUUUUGUAACUCUUUGCUUUUUAAAUCUUUAAAAAAAUAUAUUGCUGAAGUACUGUACAGGGUUGUACAAUAAGAACCCAAUGCCAUGGCAAAGGAAAGAAUGCCUCAUUCUUCAAACAUUAACACUUUGCUUUUAUGGAGCUGUUUGGGAGAUUCCAGCUCGUACAUCUUCCACUAGUUUAGGAGAUAAGUUUGUAUUCAAUGAGGAAUCAUUAGGAAUAUCUGAGCUAGAACAAAUGACUGGAGAAAUACAAAUUAACCUCCUCCUUUAGUUCAAAAAAUUCAAAUAACUCAUGUUAAACUUUGUUGGUCACUUUUACCUGCCUCUGUACUUUUUUUGUUGUUCUAAUCAGGAAGAACAUUAGGGCCUUUCUGGUAUCAAACACUAUGAAUCUCCACCAUUGUUUAUGCUGAUAACUCCCCCCCCCAAGAUGCUCAUAAUGCAUUUAUCCCUCUUCACAAAAGCUGAUGUGAACAUAUUCAAGGCAAAAGAUAUUUCAUCAAAAUUAGGACUUUUUUUAAAAAAAACUGACCAGUUUUCUCAGAAUUCUUAGUCUACAUUCAGACUUUUCAGUUUCGUUUUUCCCCCUCUAAAGUUCAUUUCUUUAGUUCUGGGUCGUGAACUUAAUGAAUAAUUUUCACUUCAACAAUCCAAACAGACCUGAUUCAUUGACCCAAGGUGCAAGCAAUAUCCAUUCUUAUCACUUAAGUAUAAACCAAAAGGUUUUUAAGUCCAUGCAAGUAUUCCCCUUGCCAUUUCUCAGCUUUACCUCUGUCCCUGACUAAUUCAGGUGGUAAUCUGAUGCACACUUACUUGGGAAUAAUACCCAUUGAAGUCAAUGGAACAUACUUCUGAAUAGAGAUGCAUAGGAUUGCCCUGUCAGUCACUGAAGUUAGUUUGCUCCAUGAGGAAGAAAGUGAAUUCUGUGAGGCAUUUAAAGUAUUGUAAACACUUCUGUGUGAAGUGUUCCAAAGUUCUCUGGGAGAUAAAACCAUCAUAUCUAAGUUCAAUUUUAGUUGCACAGAAAAUGGUGUGUCAGAAAAAUUAUCCAGUUUAAAAUACAAUAAAAUAAAGGAUUUGUAAGGCUCAUGUCACCUUAAAUCCAUUUUGCAUCCUUUGACAAGCCCACUUAACUUUUGAAAAACUUUGUGUUUGGUAUUUGAGGCUACAGCGAUGUUCUUAAUUUUGUCUGAUUUCCACCAAUAUUAUUUUGAAAAUAUUGUACCUCUGCAAGUGACAUCCUGGGAAUGUAUCCUGUACAGUCCCUAAUAAAAUGGGGAGGGGAGCAAAACCCACCCUCCCCUUAAUUUUGGAGGGAAUUGUGUAGGUCAAAAGGAGCUCCUCUGCUGUAGUGUACCAGCAUCAUAACUGCACGGAGAAGCUUGUGCAGCUCUUAAUAUUAUGCAAGAGUCUAUUGAUGGUAGGCUAAUUAACACUUUUCCCUAACAUGUAGACCCUGUACAUGAUUGGGAACAGGAAACACUCCCAUGAGUUCACAUGUGGAGAGUCCAUCACCAUAUGCAAAAAGUCACAUGGUAGUUCAUGUAUGCUGGGAGGAGGGAGAGGGCUACCAAGCCCACAGUGUUUAGAGGAUCUACGAUGGCACUCCUCUAAAAUGUCUGCUCGCUGCAAGCCCUAGAUCCUCUUCCCACUUUUUCUGUUCUAAUUUGACUCACUUGCCCCCUUGAACACACCCACAUAAUCCCAUAACAUGAUCAGAGCACCAAAAAAAUAAUAAACUAUUUCUUGCUUCCUUGACUUAUUUUGAUCCGGGGGGUGGGGAAGCUUGAAUAAAAACAUUUCCUAACAUCAAAAAGACCCAACACAAGUUGUCAUCUCAAUAAGAUGUCAUAUAGCUAAAAAGUGAACCACAAUUACUUUAGAGAAACUCGAAUUCCUGAAGGCAUUGUGCAGAGUGGGGAGCCAUUAUUUACCCCACUCUGUCUCUCUUUUUAUCACACAACUUGAAUCUGCACGCAGCUUCUUCAGUUUCUUGACAACAUUCAUCCACCACCCCAAGGAGAUUGAUCAGCACUUUGGUGUACAAUGGCAGAGUACAAUCAUUUCCUGAGGAAUUUUGUCCUUUCCCACCCAACACCUUUUAUAACCACAUUUUGGAUUUCCAUUCUAUAUUCUGUAUAUUUGCUAUUUUCUCCAGCUAUAACAGGUAUUUUAGGCAACCUGUGUGGCUACUGUAAUAGUGAAGUCACUGAACCUUUGCUAAAUAAAA